GCAGCGAACGGCGAGUGGUGAGGAGGGGCACGGCAGCUGAGAGAGAGAGAGAGAGAGAGAGAGAGAGAGAGAGAAGAGGAGGAAAGAUGAAAGCUAUUCCGGUCAUAACCUCAAUAUUGACCUUUUUGUACGUGACCUCUGCCUCCUACCUGACCUCGCCCGCCAAUGACCUUCUCUCAGCCUUCUCCUGGGCCGCCCUUGACCUGCCCAGCGUAGGAAUUGACCUGCUGGGGCCCGAGGAAGGGUUAGGCUUGAGGCCAGGUCAGCUAGAGGUCACGGAGAGGUCACAGAGGCGGAGGAGGCAGCUCUUGUUUGACCCUAACAAGAAUGUUGACCCUAUUAACAUUGAGGUGGAGGUACGGUUUAUUCUACCUAUGUUCCAAGUAUUUGAGAGCGACAACAUGAACUUCGAAGUACCCUAUAAAUACGAAAUGGAUUGGCCUGAGAUCCUACGGCGUUCUGGCGGCUCUGAGGGCUUGCAGGAGUGGAAGGACACCAUAGGAGGCAUGUUGAGGGACUUCGAGGAUAUGGUGUCCCUCUUUGGAAUUAACGGCCAUGGUUGUGUGAGAAGGGCGCUCUGUGAGAUGGCAACACUGCCGCCACUCAGACCGCAAGGGAUUGUGGGAGAAAUGUUGGAUAUCUUUAUGAGAGGCAUCCAAAACAACACACUACUUUACGAAAACAAUUUUUACAAUACAACUCAAGAAAAUUACGAUAUUGAAACUACUACUACUACAACUACUACUACUACUGCUACUACUGCUACUACUACUACUACGGAGAAGCCAAGUAAGAAGAGGAGGAAGAAUAAAGAAGGGAAGAAGAGAGUCAAAAGAGAAGAGGAAGAAGAAAACGAGGAAGAAAAUGGAAUCACAGAAAACGGUAUUAAUCUGGACUAUUUUGCAGCGGGGACUCUUGGAAAACUUGAUAUGGACUGUGCAGCGGCGUUUUCCGAGUGCCCUCUCUCUUUAAUGGAUUAUCAGGACGAGGUGUGAGCUAUUUCUAUCUCUAUCUCUAAUUUUCUCGCUUUUUUUCUCUAUUUUUCUCUAUUCUUUUAUUUUUUUUCGUUUUUUUUUUUUUUUUUUUCGUCCCCUCUCUCUCUCUCUCUCUCUCUCUCUCUCUCUCUCUCUCUCUCUCUACUACUACUACUACUACUACUACUACUACUAUUUUUCUAGUUAACUUAUUUCUAAUUAGAUUGUAAUAUUUAUUUAUUUAUUUAUUUGUUUGUUUGUUAAGUAAUAUGAAGAUUUUAAUGUUUGUUUGUUUGUUUGUGUGUGUCUGUCUGUCUGUCUGUCAAUGAUUAACUAACAAAUAAUUUAAUCGAAAGUUAUAUAUAUAAAUAAUCUUUAAUAAUUCUUGUUAUCAAUUACACAAAUUAUUAUUAUUAUUAUUAUCAUUUCUUGUCUUGUCAAUAAUUACUCUAUGAAAUUGAAA
This is a messenger RNA of Scylla paramamosain (green mud crab), 1437 nucleotides long. RefSeq lists its product as uncharacterized. The record is from RefSeq and is a predicted model, not a curated record. The transcript has 5 exons. NCBI's taxonomy places the organism in Eukaryota, Metazoa, Arthropoda, Malacostraca, Decapoda, Portunidae. The coding region runs from base 87 to 995 and encodes 302 amino acids.